This is a messenger RNA of Fonsecaea erecta, 1578 nucleotides long. RefSeq lists its product as hypothetical. The transcript has a single exon. The coding region runs from base 1 to 1578 and encodes 525 amino acids. Gene Ontology annotation, molecular function: monooxygenase activity; iron ion binding; heme binding. Lineage: Eukaryota; Fungi; Ascomycota; Eurotiomycetes; Chaetothyriales; Herpotrichiellaceae. The record is from RefSeq and is a predicted model, not a curated record.
AUGGUGUCGCCACAAGACCUCAGCUUCGGCCUGGCCACGACAUGGCUGGCUCUGCUGGGCUACCUGAUCCUGGCCAAGGUCGGCUAUGACCUCGUCCUGGCAGUCUACAGGAUCAACUUCCACCCUCUUCGGCGGUUCCCGGGCUCCAAACUGGCCGUCGCCUCAUACUGGUAUGAGACGUACUACGACGUCUUCAAGGGCCAUCAGUACGUGUGGAGGAUCAAGGAAAUGCACGAAAAGUACGGCCCGGUCAUUCGCACCAACCCGGACGACGUGCACAUUCACGACCCGGACUUCUUCGACACCUUGUACGGUUUGAAACUGGACAAGUGGGCGUGGUGGACGCGAGGCUUUGCCGUGCCCACGGCUGGAGGUAUGACCGUUGAGCACGAGAUCCACCGCAAGCGACGAGGGGCGUUGAACCCCUUCUUCUCCAAGGCCAGCAUCGUUGCGAACAUGCCCGUCAUCCAAGAGAAGUUGGCCGUCAUGUGCGAACGACUGGACAGGAUCAAGGGGAGUCGGGAGGUGCUUGACCUGGAGUCUGUGUAUCUGGCCCUGACCACCGAUGUCCUCACGCAGUGUUCCUACGGCUGGACGUACGACUACAUCCAUAAUCCGGAAUGGGCCAUGACCUGGAAGCUGGUCAACACCGGCGGACGCGCCUCGGCGGCCAUUGUGCGUUCGUUCCCCUUGAUCGGCGCCAUCGUUCGCUCCAUGCCCUUGUCCGUGGCCAUCAAGCUCGUCCCACCGGUCGGAUUCAUGAAAUCCUGGAUGCAGCGUGUCGGGGUCCAAGUGAAGAAGAUCAAAUCCGACCCGGAGACCAUGCAGGCCAUCAAGACCGAGAAGAGGCGCAAGGACACCAUCUUCGCGCAGAUUCUGUCGAGCGACCUCCCCGAGGAGGAAUUGAGCGAUGAACGACUGAUUGACGAGGGCGUCUUGAUUGCCACGGCGGGCUCGGAGACCACCGCCUGGGCUAUCACCAUCACCACGUACCACAUCAUGAAGAACCCGGACGUGCUGGCCAAGAUGCGCGCGGAGCUGGCCAAGGUCGAGAUCCCGCCCGGUGAUCCCGUGGCGCCUUGGACGUCGCUCGAAAAGAUGCCGUACUUGACCGCGGUCAUCAAAGAGGGCGUGCGCAUGGCCGGUGGAAUGCUGUCUCGUCUGCCACGCAUCUACGACAAGUCCAUCCAGUACAAAGAGUGGACCAUCCCCGCCGGCACGCCCGUGGCCAUGACACCCCACCUGGUCCUCAUCGACGAGAACAUCUUCCCGCAACCCCGGAAAUUCGAUCCCGAGCGGUGGCUCGAUGACAACGCCCUCACCGAGGGGAAGACCACCAGCCGGCUGGACAAGUAUAUUGUGGCGUUCGGCAAGGGUUCCCGCAACUGCAUCGGCAUGCACUUGGCGUACGCUCAGCUGUACAUGUCCGUGGCCGCCGUGGUGAUGAGGUAUAAUUUGGAAAUGUACCAGACGGACGACAGCGACGCCACGCCCACGAGGGAUCUCUUCACGGCCGGAGUGAAGCUGGACAGUCAAGGGAUCAGGGUCAUUAUACAUGAUAAGGAUGAGAAGAUGUAA